Spirometra erinaceieuropaei is the source of this 3593-nucleotide messenger RNA. NCBI's taxonomy places the organism in Eukaryota, Metazoa, Platyhelminthes, Cestoda, Diphyllobothriidea, Diphyllobothriidae. The record is from the annotation of a GenBank genome assembly.
AUGGACAGUAGGCUUUUACUGAACCGGAACUUAGGCGGAAUAAGUAAGACACCGUCUGCCUCUGUCGAACACCUUCAUAGGUUUUGUCGAGCGGCCAGGCGCGGCUUUUCGUCCAAAAGUACGCAAAAUAGGUGAGUUCGUCUCCGGGGAUUUGCGAAGAACCUAGACGGAAUAAGAUUCCCGACUUAUUAAACCGAUUUUUCAAUAAAAUCCGUUGCCGUCAGCAAAGUUUAAUCUUUUUCUUCUAGACUUUUCGUGUUGGGUGUAUGCGCUAUUUCUAGGUAAGUUACGAAUAUGUAUAAUCGUCUGUCGCACUUUAUUAAUCUUAAUGACAACGAACUUCCUGACGACUAACCGUAAUAGGGCACGGUCACCUGUCGUUUGUCACACUAUGUAAUACUUUGAACUCAAACAAUUCAGUCGCCCACACCUCUGAGAGUGCCCACACAUCUUUGUUUUUAUGCUAUGCAAAGUUUUAUGCUCCCAUUUCCCUUAGUUAACUUGUCAAGAAAUAUGCGUUCCGUCUAGUGUUUACCACCUUUAUUUGUGUCCCGUUGUCAUGUUACCUCCUCAUUGUAGAUGGCGGCGUUCAAGCAGGAAAUGCCUCCACCGGGAGGCUACGCCCUGUUCAACGUUUUUAAUAAGACCGUUCGAAGAUCCCUAAACGGUAUGUGCAUAUUUUGUAUACGUUUUUCUAAUUGCGCCUUUGCAGCUUAUAUUAGCUUGUACAUGUAAACGGUCCUUUUAUGCUGGCAUUGUCCUUUACUGGCCGUCGACUUAUGGUCCGCAGUUUUUUUGAAGUUUAGUAACAUAUUCAUGGAUAUAUGACCAGUCUCGUUUUUUCGUGAGUGGUAUAAAAUCUCGAAGACGAUGCUACCGGCUAACCUGGGUUCUGGCAACCUGACGUCUUCAUGAGUGGUGGGUAUUGGACUGACCCUCAGCGAGGGUUUGCUGCGAAAUAAAUGGGCCCCCGGAUCUAAAGGAGCUGUCGGGGACUGGUAGCGUUGUUCCUGCUGGGGGUGCGAAUGGCUAAGGUAUGGCACGUCAGCCGACUUAUAGAAUUUCACAAAAUCCCAGGGAAGCCACAGUGGCAUGGCGACUGUGAACCGUCACUAGAUAAGCGCCACAUGCCACCACUGAAUGGCCAUUCAGAACUCUCUCGUACUUGGAAUUCGCCGAAAACCCCCACGAAUUACGGUCCAUGCUGCGGCGUGCGCACCAGAACUCUGGACCAGUAGUGUGCGGGCUAGACUACUCACCCGUGAACGGGCUCCCGGUGUUGGGUGUUGAGGUGUGCAAAGGCUCCUGAGUCCUAUUGUAGAAAGUCUGAUGGCUUAGUCCUCCUCAGCAGAGCCUGGUCGUUUGGCUACUGCCUGAAGUCCAAAUCCUGGACAUCUGGAGGCGUCGAAGUGGUUAACUCAAAACACGAGUCAACCCAACUCACCAUAACCGGUGUUUGUUCAAACUUUAGCACUUGGUCUCAGUCAUUGGAGACUGGACUGGGGUGAGUUCUCCAGAUACACAAGUUGUAAUUUAUUUUCAAUAUGAUCGCACACAACUGAGAUGCGACAGUAGCGUUACUGUCAGACACGACCCUUUGAUGAAGAGAACAUUUUACCCAGCUAGUAAACCCAUCAGGUUGGCUACCCUUGACUGCCGCCCGUCUCGAAAGCCCCCCUCGCCCGAGCACAUCUGUGACUGUGGCUUGACGUUUACCUAGUGGGUCCUUGUUGAUGCAACAAAGCAGUAACGGUUUUGUCUGACCGGUUACAAGGCCGUUUGACCCAAAUUAGGAAGCAGAGGUUACCUAAAGACUGAAAUAACACUCUUAUUACGCUUUCUUAAAGAAACACGUCACUGCAAGAACUACGGUGACACAAACCUCCCUGACACCGCUGUUGAGGCCUUUGCGAUUAUCAUUCUCGAUUUUUUCCCGCCCGCAUCACGACGCCCGCACGAAAAAGAAUAAAUUUGAGUUCUAGCACUUCUCUUGUCGUCGGGCCGUCAAACGGCAACACAAUAACUAGCGGCCUACUGCCUUCACAUCUGCCUCUUCAUCAGGAACGCAUAUGAUGGCACACUAUCAAAGCCACUUCUAUUAAUUCACAUCUACUACCGCGAAACAGUGACCAAAAUCUUUCGAGAAUGUAAGGGCAGCAACUGGUUCACUGGGGCCGCUUUUACCCAACACUGUUAAGUUACAUGAUAAACUGGGUUCUUAAGCACGCCGCGCAUCACUCGGAUAUUACAGCAGGUCAUGGUCCAUGCACUGAGGAUAUUGGCUACACUAAUGGCUUUGUGGCGCCAUAAAAAGCCUGUACAUAAAUGCAGGGAGUGUUGUCCGCGCUAGGUGCGAAGGAAGACUUAGGGAGGUUUGCAAAUUGAUUUCCCCUACACAGAGGUGACCACUUUAGGUAGCAUCGCCGAUUUGUACGGUCUCGGCAGGGUGUGUAGCUCUUCGGAUAGUAUACAUGUUUCAGCAUUUGGAGUCAAAUUUUCUACUAGACGGGCAAAAUAAAGAUUGAAUCAACCAUCGGGUUAACCAAGCACAUGUGGCCUGUGUUCGACCCCACAGAAACUCCUGGUUUCGGCGUGAUGUAAGUUGCAAUCUACGAAGGCCUCAGUUGAAACAUUCCUGUACGAGUGAGCUAUGGCUCAUGUCCUCGGAAGAUAUACACUGCCUGGGGUGAUCUAAUUGGCACUGCUUGCUCCUCAUUCUCCUCAUCCAUCCUUAUAAGGAGCGGCCAUAUAGUCUAUCAGGAAGUCAAGUGGUCGACAGCAUCCUUCCUGUUCGCUAACCGACGUGGCUCAGCCAUGUCGUGCGUCGACUUGAUGACGAAAUUUUACUGGACAUUAAGUCGUCUCCAAUCUAGCUUUGCCUGGGGAAGAUACCUUGGUGGCCAACUAACGUCGCGGGUCGACAUCUUGGACACUUACUUCAAGCCAAUCUCUGGCCCUUGGCCUACAGAACUGACGGACUGCAGUACUGAAUGCCACCGUAAAUAUUAGUAAAAUACUUGAACGUAGCCGUCAUUGUUAAAUGUGCAUAACAUGCCGUCAGACUAAGAUGGGUAAGAGACCCACAACAGAAGUUACUAGCUUCUGUACUAUUGCUUGUCCGCACCUAGAUAUGCUUCGUCAUUCGUUGAAAUCUUUCUAAUCCUCUUACAUAAUCUGACACUUUGUUCCUUUUAUAGAACUCAAUUUCCCAUUCUACCUUCUAUUCCUCACUUUCAGGUCUAUAUCUGAUCGCCGCAUUGUAUGCCUGCACUUUUGUCGGCGUAAAACUGCGUGAUUGGGGAUAUGCGCGACGAGAGGCGCGCCGCAACGAAAACCGUGAAGUGCGCCUAGCCUUGGCGCCAUUUCUCAUAGCUGAACAGCAACGCAUGUACUUGAAACACCUUAUCAAAAAUCAGGAGUAUGAAAAAGAACUGAUGAAGGAUGUACCCGGCUGGGAAGUCGGCCAUUGGCAUGACUGCCCCGUCUACCACAACCCACGUGACCUCUGGUGCGAGCCCAGCAUACACGAGUACUAUGCUCACCAGUCUAAAAAGAUGCGAGAAAAACACCUAUAUGCUCAUCUGGAGUACUAA